AUGACUACACGACAGAGGAUGCCGAGUACUCCUGAUAUCAUGGACAGGACGGCAAACUCUCCUUCCUUCAGAAAGAGCGUGGGCUCCUCGGCUGUAUCGGGAUCAUCAUUUCUUGCCGCCUUGCAAAAUCCAGAUUUCGCGAAUGAUUUGAAGGAUGCUAUGCCUCGACGUCCUUACGAUGCGCCGGGAUCGCCCUCUGCUACCGCAAAAACCAAAUUCCAGAAACUCGUAAAGAGAUAUUAUUAUCAAUUAACGAUCGGAUGUGGAGAUCCAACAUGUCCUCAUCGACUAUGUGCCUCAUGUCGAAAUGGUGCCCGACUAAACUCAGAUGCUGCUGCUAUUCUCGCUGUGCAACUGGCUUCGAGACCACGUAGAUUCUUUUGUCCACGGUGUCCUACGGAACCCGAUAUAACUCUCGAUGCCUCCAUACUCGCUUCCCCGUCACCCAGUACAACAAAUAGUCCAGCAGCCAGUCCAAAACCAGGACGUCGAGUAUUCUCUACUGACGGAGCCAGUGGUAUGACAACAAUGCCGGGCAUGAUCCAUAAUCACAGUAAUAGUAGUAGUAGCGGUAGUAGUGUUGGUGGAAUAGGGAGUGCAUCUGCAACAAGACCGUUUUUAUAUUCGUUAUUAUCAUCAUCGCCCUUCCAAUCCCUGUUUGCACCAGAACCAGCCACUCUGAGGAAAUCCUCAGCAGCAGCACACUCCUUAUCAUCACUACCAAAAACAAGCCAAGACUUGUUUGGUGACUUUGACGAUGAAAAUAAUAGUGCCAUGUCACCAAUAUCACCUAUGUCGCCCAUGUCUCCUAUAACACGUCAACGAAGAAUAUCUGAAGUAUCACAGAUAUCAGAAGAAUCUGCAAUCACUUCAGGAUUCAUGAGUGGUAUACGAGCAUUGACCAAAUACGCAACGGGCACUACUGAAUCAUCCGGGAAAAGCAAAUCUCUCAUGGAUUUACCAUCCCUCUUUUCUGCAACAGUCGGAUUCAUAACCUCAUCAAACGGUCUAGAACAAGCCGCACCCAUAAUAGAUUCGAUAUCUCCACCAGAGUCCGGUGCUUGUACACCAGUGUCACGCGCAGGAAUGUAUAGAUCGAUAAGUGGCAAGUCGCCAUUGCGAUCGUUUACCUCCAUGGAGUCCUUAUAUAUAGACGACGACGAUCAAAUAUUAGAAUUAGACAGGCCUGUACCUGAACGACAAGUCAGUUUGGGGUACCUGACGUUGCCCUUGUUGAGACAAGCUAUUGCUGCUUGUGUAUCAACAGAACGCCAGGAAGAUGUAGAAAUCGAUUAUCAGUUAGUGCUGAAUACUGUGAGAACAGUGUUUUCAAGUAGUACGGCUUUAUCAAAGUCGUUUCUGGUUGAAACAACAUCAACGAAUCCACACCCAUCAGGAUUGGACAUACUGUCAAUUCGAGUAGCAUACAAGGAGAUUUUGGAAUUGGCACCUAGUGAAUCCUUCGCUAUGGUUUUGGUCAAUGCUACAGAAUUGCUCCUGGCCAAGAUUGAGUUGAAUUCGAAGCGUUUAUCCUCAUCCAUACCUUCAACUUUACGGCAGCUGAUUAUCGUUCUUGAGAAUCCUCUUAUCUCAGAUCAAAAUUAUCACGAGACCUUGCUGAAGAAGCUCUGUAUCAUUUUUGGUAGACUCAGAAGUGGAGUGAGGAGCGUGUUGACUCAAUGGCUCUCAAAGUACGAUGCUGAAGGCCUGAUUGCUUUAGCAGCAGUCUUCCACAAAUACAUUGAGUGUCAUUUUGUCUCUGCCUCCAGACCAGACGAGGCUUUAGUCGGAUGUAUAAAAUGUCUAGAUUUGCUAUCUCAAGCCAACAGUACCUCAUGUCUCGUACCCAUGUCGACAUUCUACUCCGACACACUGGCGCGUAAACUCAACUAUAAAGAAGAGUACAAGCUAUGGGAAAAAGGAUGGUUUAGGAAAUCGGGAGUAACUCACAACUUCCAUUCUCGCCAACACUUCCAAUACCACGGCCAACAAUCCACGUGGUCAAAUAAUCACUCAACAACACCUGUAUCGACUACUAGAGGCCCAAUCGGUGUCAGCCCAUUCGCCGUCACAUCCACAAAACUGCCAUUUGCUCCCACGGCAUCAGAGUUUUGUUACUUUGAUCAUUCGAUAUUGUUUGAUCCCGCUUCAAAGACUCGGAUACUUCAUAUUGAUGCCAUGGUGCAAAUGUCUGCUGAAUUUGAAGACGCGUUUGUGAAUCAGGCGCUUGUGCUUCAUACGCAACGAUUCUUGCAGGAUUCGUCGACGGAUGCUAGUAGAGAGCAGGGGUUGAAGCAAGCCACUAAUCCGUAUUUGGUGCUGGAAGUUAGAAGGGAGAAGCUGGUACAGGAUGCACUGGAUCAGAUUCGUAAAAACGAAGCUCAUCUAAAGAGACCUUUCCGAAUAAAAUUCGUCAAUGGUGGAGAAGAAGGAAUGGAUCAAGGAGGAGUCCAAAAGGAAUUCUUCCAAGUGCUAUGCAGUCAGUUACUCGAUCCAGCGUAUGGCAUGUUUACUCAAGAUGAAGAGACGAGGCUGGUUUGGAUUAACGGCUCGUCUUUGGAAUCUGAAGCACAGUUUGAGCUUGUUGGAACCGUUAUUGGAUUGGCUCUGUAUAAUGGUGUUAUUUUGGGAGUGUCGUUUCCUACCUUCUUGUAUAAAAAGCUGUUGGAUGAGAGUGUGGGAUUGGAGGAUAUCAAGCAAGCUUUUCCUGCAUUGGGUCGUGGUCUUCAACAAUUGUUGGAUUGGUCUGAUGGUGAUGUCGGUGACGUCUUUUUACGAACAUUUGAGAUAUCAUAUGACGUCUAUGGCCAAGUCAGGAAUAUUCCAUUGGUUGAUGGAGGAGUUGAUAUUCUAGUCACCAAUGAGAAUCGUCAAAAAUACGUUGAUUUGUACAUACGACACCUGAUUGGCGAAUCAGUCAAGAGACAAUUUGGUGCGUUCAAACGAGGAUUCUUGAAAGUCUGUGGUGGAGAUGCACUACGAAUGUGUCGAGCUGAAGAAUUGGAAUUGCUUGUUUGUGGGUCUGAGACUACAGAACUGGACUUUACUGAUUUGGAAAAUGCUGCGGAGUACGAUGAUGGGUAUCAUCCAAAGCAUCCCACUAUCGAAGCAUUCUGGUCAAUAGUUCAUUCAUUCAGUCUCCUACAAAAGCGUCUCCUCUUGACCUUUGUAACGGCCUCUGACCGAGUCCCCGUGAAAGGAUUGGGGCAUGUGAAAUUCGUAAUCCAACGAAAUGGACCAGACACUGAACGUCUACCGACUGCUUUGACUUGCUUUGGUAGAUUGCUGCUUCCAGAGUAUUCUGAUCGUGAAAAGAUGAAGGAGAGGUUGGUUACUGCUAUAGAGAAUGCUCGUGGUUUUGGAUUGGUGUAG
This is a messenger RNA of Synchytrium microbalum, 3372 nucleotides long. RefSeq lists its product as uncharacterized. The transcript is spliced from 10 exons. Lineage: Eukaryota; Fungi; Chytridiomycota; Chytridiomycetes; Synchytriales; Synchytriaceae. Gene Ontology annotation, biological process: protein polyubiquitination. Gene Ontology annotation, molecular function: ubiquitin protein ligase activity. The record is from RefSeq and is a predicted model, not a curated record. Bases 1 to 3372 code for a protein of 1123 amino acids.